Fusarium venenatum is the source of this 426-nucleotide messenger RNA. NCBI's taxonomy places the organism in Eukaryota, Fungi, Ascomycota, Sordariomycetes, Hypocreales, Nectriaceae. The record is from RefSeq and is a predicted model, not a curated record.
AUGACUUCAUUGCAACUUGGAGAAAAUUACAUAGUUAGUGCUGUGCUUAGAAGUACCGGAGACUUUACCGGCCGCUACGGCGUUGUGCGGGCUUUAGCCUCCGCGCCCCUAUCGUGCAGAUCCCCGGUGUUUGCACCGUACGCUUCGGAUUUGCCGCCGGGAUUGGACCGUGCUUGCCAUGCGACAAACAGCGGAUCCGAUGCCAGCGGCAAGAUGGAAAGGAUAAAGCUUGUAUUUGUUAGCGUAGCGGGGAGACGAAACAGCGCCAAGGGUUUUGAGAUGUGGACAAACAGUCAGAAACAAGUACCCGAGGAUCUCUUUAAGGACAUGUUUGCGUCUGUAGCGCCAUCUCGCGUGGCCGCCCCUCGGACGCACAAAGGAAGACGUACAGUACCACUCUUGCAUGCCAUCCCUGACGUUACAUAA